AUGGAACCACUCUACGAUCAAUUAUUACAACAGAAAUUCGCCUCCAGUACAGACGCUAUUGAAUUCUGUCGUGAAGCGUGUCAAGAAUACGGAUUUUCGAUCAAGCAAGAACCCAAUUCAAAUCGAAGCAUCUACAUCUAUUGCACACAUGAUAAUCCACUCUUUUCGGAUGCUGCUACUGCUGCUCUUCAGCAACAACAGACACCACCACUGAGAAAACGACCCUCCUCACUGAAAAAUGUGUCUACUCCAUAUACUGCUGCUCCAGAGUGCAAAUGGCGUGUGGUGCUCACAGAAAACGAAUUGACCAACGAAUGGACCUUUCGCAAAUCACUGAACCCACAAGCAUCUGAGCAUAAUCAUCUGCUCAGCGACAAUGAGCCAUCCAUCUGGCCGCAAGAAGUGUACGACCGUAUUAUUCAACUCGCGCGCCAAAAGAAUAUGCAGACAGAUGAAAUUCGUGAUACUAUCAAGCUGCAAUUCCCAGACAUCACCUGGAAUGACCGUCGAUUUUCAAAUUGUUUGGUAGAAGAGCGUAAAAGGAUGCGUCAAAAAGGUGUUGUGGACAAGGUGCAACGUUUGGUCAUGGCUUCUACUCGCCUAUGCUCUGUGGUUGCUGCAAAUGAAGACUGGGCGUCUUGCGUGGAGGGUGAGUUGGUCAAGAUGCUGGAAAACUACAAGCAUUUAUCGCGCAUUCCAAACCAACAAAUGGUGGACUCGAUGGUAGAUCUGCAACUUGACAUGAUACACUCUGAAAUUGACAAGAACAGAAGACCUAAUGUAAAGCAGCACCACCAGGAGAACGAUAUGUUUAGCAAAAAGAGAAGAACUAGUGCUGCAGCUGCGGCUGCUCUGCGCAAUGAAGGUAUUCAGGUCAUGUCGGUUCCAAGCUGCACUUUGUAUAUACGGUCUCAGCCAUUGAGAUCUCUGUCUGAGCCUUCUUCGCAAAACAGAAGAGCGUUUACUGACUUGAUUGCUGCUUCGUCUGCUUCAGCUAUCCCUCAGCAGCAGCACCGCCACCACCAGCAACAUCGCCAUCAUCAUCAGCAGCAACAGCACCAUUAUCACCAGCAGCAGCAGCGCCAUCAUCAUCAUCCACAGCAACAUCAUCCGCAUCACCAUCAGCAACUUUCUUUUGGUGUCAGCUCGGUAUUUACAAUGACAUCUCCUGUUUCCUCCCCAUCUUCUACGUCUUCGUUGCAGCAACGUGUAGAUUACAACAGCUAUCGAAACAGUGGCAACAAUGAUAUGCUACAGUCGCCACCCAUACCAGAUUCAACCAAUAUGAUCAUGUCCUCGGGUUACAAUGGUGGCAAUGAUACGUAUACACCACACCCUCCUACGCCGUCUUCAACUUACAAUGGAUCAGCAGCAGCAGCAGUUGCAGCAGCAACAGGCGACAUCAACUUUAACUUUGAUCCCAAUGCCAUGACGAAUACGGCACCUUCUUAUCCUCAGCAUGUGCCUGCUUCGCCUGCACCGCUUGUCGUCCAUCGCCAACAACAGCAGCAACAGCCCACGACAGAAAGAAUGGCAGGCUAUCCUACUUCAAUGGGUUACUACUCAAAUUCAGCUUCGUCUAUUGUACGUGAAGCUUCUCCAUCGACAACAUCGAUCCAGCAGCGUAUCAUGCUGCAACAAGAGUAUGAGCAACAUCAGAGGCAUUUGCAGCAGAUAGACUCUUCCUCAGCAGCAGCCGUUGCAGCAGCAGCAGUCGCCAAUGUGCAUUUACCCCUGAUCAGAUCCAACUCACCACUGAACGCGAGUAUCGUUCAACACCAGCACCAGCAACAACAAGCCCAUCCAGGGUCUAAUUUGAAUCCAAAUCACCCACAAAGUUGGUCGUAA
Molecule: messenger RNA, 1848 nt
Organism: Mucor velutinosus
Lineage: Eukaryota; Fungi; Mucoromycota; Mucoromycetes; Mucorales; Mucoraceae
Product: RHO1 GDP-GTP exchange protein 2
Exons: 3
Coding region: 1-1848 (615 amino acids)
Source: RefSeq, a predicted model, not a curated record